ACGAAUAGUGUAAGGGAAAAGUAGUUUAAAAGAAUAGUUUAUCUCAUGUAAAUUUGUGUAAACAAAAUCAGAAAUAUGAAUGCAAGUAAUAUUAUCGCAGUGAUUGUCGCGGUUUUGGUCGUGCACCAUGUCAGUUCCGAACGUGAUAAAUGCUUUUGUACUCGUGAAUACGUACCGAUUUGUGCAACCGAUGGUGUAACCUAUUCCAAUAAGUGUUCAUUUGAAUGUGAAAGGCGAUACAGUAAUCAUUUGAAAAUCAAAUUCUACGGUGCAUGUGAUGAACAAUUUAAAAUUUUAGCAUCUAAAGAGAAUCCACGAAAAGCCGAAGAUUAUUGUUUAUGUACGCAAAAUUUUGUUCCUGUCUGUGGAAAUGAUGAUCAAACCUACUUCAAUGAGUGUAAACUUAAGUGUGAGCAAAAACACAAGAAACAAUUAAAAAUCAAAUAUCCAGGAGAAUGCAAAAAUGCCGCUAUGCUCUCACCGAUCAAUUGCAUUUGCCAUUUCAAUUAUAAACCAGUUUGUGGUACAGACGGAAAUACUUAUUCGAAUGAGUGUGUAUUGAGAUGUAACAAAAAACACAAUUCAAAUCUUGAGGUUAAACAUCAAGGAAGAUGUGGAGGCGUAAUAAGUAACAAGUAUCAACAAAUACCAUUGCUUGAAGAACUGUGCAUUUGUCCAACUUUGUAUGCACCUGUCUGCGGAUCAAAUGGAAAAACAUAUUCCAAUAGAUGCCUUUUGAAUUGUGCACAAGGAAGAACGUCUAAUUUAAGCUUGAAACACUUUGGAGCAUGCCAUUAAUUCUCCACGAAAAAUAUUAAGCUUAAAACUAAUAUCUAGAUUAAGGUUGUAGCUUAUUUAUUUAUAGUCGUUUAAAGUCGAUUUAUUUAUAGUCUCCAUUUUUUACACUAUAGAAUUUUUUUCAAUACAUUUUUUAAACCAAUCCAGUGAAAAGAUACACAAAUGAAAAAUUCACAUUUUUAGCUAUAUCAUACUUACUUUAUUAUGCACCAGCUUAAUAUAAUUUCAAGUUAUUUUGCUUUGUAAAAUAUGUAGUUUGCAACUCUGCUGAUUACUAUCAAUAAUUCGUUUUUAACAUCGGCUUUGUACUUGAAAUGCACAAUUUAUCUAAUAUAUGUAAAUUUCUUACAUAUAAACAUUUAAAACUCUUACGUAACCUUUUAAAAACAAAAUUUGUAGUC
This is a messenger RNA of Contarinia nasturtii (swede midge), 1199 nucleotides long. Its product is annotated as serine protease inhibitor dipetalogastin-like. The transcript has a single exon. Lineage: Eukaryota; Metazoa; Arthropoda; Insecta; Diptera; Cecidomyiidae. The coding region runs from base 76 to 798 and encodes 240 amino acids. Gene Ontology annotation, molecular function: protein binding. The record is from RefSeq and is a predicted model, not a curated record.